Herpailurus yagouaroundi (jaguarundi) is the source of this 2474-nucleotide messenger RNA. RefSeq names its product zinc finger protein with KRAB and SCAN domains 7. The transcript is spliced from 4 exons. The record is from RefSeq and is a predicted model, not a curated record. Gene Ontology annotation, cellular component: nucleus; nucleoplasm. Gene Ontology annotation, molecular function: DNA-binding transcription activator activity, RNA polymerase II-specific; DNA-binding transcription repressor activity, RNA polymerase II-specific; RNA polymerase II cis-regulatory region sequence-specific DNA binding. Gene Ontology annotation, biological process: negative regulation of transcription by RNA polymerase II; regulation of immune system process; regulation of cytokine production. Lineage: Eukaryota; Metazoa; Chordata; Mammalia; Carnivora; Felidae. Bases 154 to 1737 code for a protein of 527 amino acids.
CGGAGAGCUGGUCUCUGGGCCACGGGUUCUGGGCGGGUGGUGUGGCUGGAGGACUGGCUGUCGGGGACCUGGGGAGGUCAGUGUGCUUCCCAGGUGCCUGCCGUUUCCCAAGCUGGGAAGUCAGGAGACCAGGCAGCAGCAACUGUGCUUCGGAUGGUCAGGCCCCAGGGUUCUGCAGCGUACGAGUUCCUGUCUGUGGACUAUACCGAGAGGAAGUGGAAAGGUCCGGCACUCAGUCAGAGAGCCGUGUACCGGAGCCUCAUGCCGGAAAAUUAUCGCAGAGUGGCCUCAUUGGCAAAUGAGACUAGGAUGGAGUGUCCAGAUUUGCCUGCAAAGCAGGAAGUUUCUAAAGGACUGGGGUCAUCUGAUGGGACAUCAGGAGGCCUCUGUGGGGUGGUUUCUGGGGAACCAGAGGCACGAACUGCCUGUGAAGGUGCUUUAGAGAAGCUGGAAGGGCAACCCUCAGAUGAGGAAGGGAGCAGACUGGAAAGUGAUUUCUUCAAACUAACACACAAGGAUAAAGGUAAAUCCACAAAAGAUGGAUGUGAUGAAUAUAAGGGUCCAAAUCUGUCCUCUAGUGCUACAGAACAUCAGAGAGUUCUCAAGGGACAGAAAUUUUACCAGUGUGAUGAAUGUGGUAAAGCUUUUAAUUGGAGUUCACAUCUCAUUGGGCACCAGAGAAUCCAUACUGGAGAGAAACCCUAUGAGUGUAAUGAGUGUGGGAAGACUUUCAGGCAGACCUCUCAGCUCAUAGUUCAUCUCAGAACCCAUACAGGGGAAAAACCCUAUGAGUGCAGUGAGUGUGGAAAGACUUACCGACACAGCUCCCAUCUUAUUCAACACCAGAGACUCCAUAAUGGCGAGAAACCAUAUAAAUGCAGUGAUUGUGGAAAAGCUUUCAACGAGAGUUCCAAGCUCUUUGACCAUCAAAGAACCCAUACUGGAGAGAAACCUUAUGAAUGCACUGAGUGUGGGGCUGCCUUUAGUCGGAGUAAAAAUCUUGUUCGACAUCAGGUACUUCACACUGGUAAGAAACCUCACAAGUGUAGUGAAUGUGGGAAAGCUUUCUGUUCUAAUAGAAAUCUUACUGAUCAUCAGAGAAUCCAUACUGGCGAAAAGCCUUAUGAGUGUAAUGAAUGUGGCAAGGCCUUCAGUCGGAGUAAAUGUCUUAUUCGACAUCAGAGUCUCCACAGUGGGGAAAAACCGUACAAAUGCAGUGAGUGUGGGAAAGCCUUUAGUCAGAUCUCUCAACUUGUUGAUCAUGAGCGAAUUCAUACUGGAGAAAAACCUUUUGAAUGUAAUGAAUGUGGUAAGGCAUUCAGUCUCAGUAAAUGUCUUAUUCGACAUCAGAGACUUCACACAGGUGAAAAGCCCUAUAAAUGCAACGAGUGUGGAAAAUCCUUCAAUCAGAACUCAUACCUCAUUAUACACCAGAGAAUUCACACUGGUGAGAAGCCUUAUGAAUGUAAUGAGUGUGGGAAGGUCUUUAGUCAUAAUUCUAGCCUUAUGGUUCAUCAAAGAACCCAUACUGGGGAGAAACCCUAUAAAUGCAAUGAUUGUGGGAAAGCUUUUAGUGACAGCUCACAGCUCACUGUGCAUCAGAGAGUUCACACUGGAGAGAAGCCCUACGAGUGUAUUGAGUGUGGGAAAGCCUUUAGUCAGCGUUCCACUUUCAAUCACCACCAGCGAACUCACACUGGAGAGAAGCACUCAGUUCAGGCUCGCUCAGUUAGUUAAGACAUUCUCCAAAACAAAGCCAGAAACUUGAGUUAAAUUCAUUGUUUUUGUAAGAUGCUCACCCUGAUCUCUUGGUAUCACUGAUGAACAGCCAUUCCCUACAUUCUGCUGGGUCAUAAAGUUGGGAGAGUCACAGUGACAUCAUUCCCCACUAUCAGGGAAGUAAGAACGACAGAUUUCAGAUAGUUGUAGGUUUCCUUCCUUCUCUCUCUCUUCAAAAAUAUAGCUCUGGUUUUUGAAUCCCAUAGUCAGAUUGUGUGCUUGUCAAAGACAGUGAUUACAUGCUUCUUUUCUAUUGCAGCUAAUUCAUUUCACAUUUACAUAAAGUUACUCUCUAGUGCUCUGAUACUUACCUAUCUUGGGCAUGGCCUUUUCAAAAGUUCUGUUGUGAUCUAGAUCCUCAUCACUUGCAUUCCCUACCUAGAAAAGCUCUUCUUAUUUGUUAAUGUUGGCCUCUCAGACCCUUUAAGAUCCAGCUCAUCUCAGAAAGACUUUCUUCUUGAAAUGCUUUUCCUUCCUCCUAAACUUCUGUUGAUUUGACCUCAUGCUUCAACUUACUUUGUGCUGUAAUUUGCAAUUGUUAUUAAAUUGUCUUGACAACUAUUCUCAAUGCAUAUGUGUAUAGUUUCAUACCAAUUUAAUGUAGGCUGUUUGAGGUUGGGUAUGAGAUCUUUGUCUUUUAGCACAUAGACAAUUCUCAUAUAGUAGUUGUUUAAUAAAUAAGUUUUAAAAAUUCA